UCUGCACAGGACACCAGGAGUGGCCCAACAGCUGCCUCGCAACCAUGUUCCCACACAGCUUUGACUACAACCCGCCGAUGAGAAAGCGUUGAGAAGAAGGAGACAUGAUGGGACAGUUCCCGGAGGAUGUGGUGGGUGGCUUCACCGCAGAGGAACUGGAAUGCAAGAUCUGCUACUGCGCUUACAGCCUGUCAAGUCGACGGCCCAAGGUCCUUGAGUGCUGCCAUUGUCUUUGUGCUAAGUGCCUUGCAAAAAUCCUCGAUUUAGGCGAAUCCUCUCCGAAUGCAGUGGUCUGUCCGUUCUGCCGCUACAUCACAGAACUUCCCGGAGAAGACGUGGACAGUCUACCAGAUGAUUAUAACUUGGUGUCUGCACUGCUGUCCAUCCAGACACGGAAGCAUCAGAACCUUAAUGCCAACCAAGGCGAGAUUCUCCUCAGUCCCAGAUGCCUCAACUCCCUGGUUGGACACUCCGCCUCGGCGUCUCCCACCUCCAUUCGUUCCAAUUAUGUGGUGAUCACCAUUAUGGAGCCUCGGCAGGAGCCUGUCAUUCCAGCUGCGGGUAGGAAUUUCCGCUCUUCCAGCCAGGACUCCAUGGCCUCCGUUACCCAGAGAUGGACAGUGUGGAACUGUGCGGCCCUGCUGUGCCAGACUUCAGCACGCGUCCUGGUCUGGCUUCUGGGGCUGCUGUACUUCAGCUCACUGCCUCUAGGUGUCUAUCUGCUAAUCAUGCAGCAUACCACGAUGGGGGUGUUGAUGGUCAGUCUGGUACCUGUCAGUCUUCUCAUCGUCAUGGUGUACGGCCUUUGCCAAUGCCUGUGCCGUGAGUUUUGGGACUGUGAGUUUUUACCACCCUAA
Molecule: messenger RNA, 857 nt
Organism: Labeo rohita (rohu)
Lineage: Eukaryota; Metazoa; Chordata; Actinopteri; Cypriniformes; Cyprinidae
Gene: rnf182
Product: ring finger protein 182
Exons: 1
Coding region: 105-857 (250 amino acids)
Source: RefSeq, a predicted model, not a curated record